Molecule: messenger RNA, 2580 nt
Organism: Sabethes cyaneus
Lineage: Eukaryota; Metazoa; Arthropoda; Insecta; Diptera; Culicidae
Gene: qua
Product: villin-like protein quail
Exons: 6
Coding region: 1-2580 (859 amino acids)
Biological process (GO): cytoskeleton organization; barbed-end actin filament capping; actin polymerization or depolymerization
Cellular component (GO): cytoplasm; actin cytoskeleton
Molecular function (GO): phosphatidylinositol-4,5-bisphosphate binding; actin filament binding
Source: RefSeq, a predicted model, not a curated record
AUGCAGAUAUUGGAUAUUAAUCAGAAAGACUAUGACCAAAAGCGGCCGAUAUAUGAGGACAUCAAGAUUGACACUGCGUUCCGAAAGAUCAGUCCCAAGGCGAUCGGCUUCCACGUUUGGCGAAUACAGAACGAUCACGUCGAAGCUCUACCCAAGGAGCAGUUUGGAACAUUCUACGAUGAGAACACGUACGUGAUAUAUUCGGCUUCACUAGCCGGUACAAUUUCCGACAAAAAUACCAUCUGUCGUGAAAUAAAAACCCCCGGAGCAGUCGUGGAACGUUACAUUCACUUUUGGCUAGGAGCCAACAUCACAUCCGAUCGGUCGAAAUCUGCGGCAUACAAAAUAAUCGAACUUGAUCUUCACCUCGACCACAAAACUACUCAGUAUCGCGAAAGUCAGGGCCACGAAGGGAUUCGGUUUUUGUCUUACUUCAAAGAAGAUGGAAUUCUUAUUCAAUCCGGAACCGACCCGUCUUCGUAUCCCCAGUUUCCACGAUUGUAUCAGAUAAAGGGUAAGACGACACCCCAAUGCAUCCAGCAGAAAGCAAUCACAUGGCAGCACUUCAACUGCGGUCACGUGAUGAUCUUACAGACGCCAAAGAUCGUCUUUGUCUGGGUCGGCCGAACAACCAGCUCGUGCGAACGAAUAUUCGGACUGAAGAUCGGAAACAAAUUGAAAGAAUCGUUCAAAAUUCCGGAGAUUGCCAUCGUUGACGAUGGCUACGAGCAAUCGAUGAGUGCCCCUCGUAAGGAGGUAUGGAACAGUUUUCUGAGUUUAUCCCAGCGCUUUGUUCAACCGAUGGCACUGGUACCAUCCAAUGCGGAUAUUAUGUUGAAACUUUACCAGUGCGAUACCGUUAAUGGAGUUUUUCGGGUUGAGCUGGUCAAGACGGGUGCGCUGGAACAGUCGGAUUUGUAUGGCCGAGACAGCAUCUACAUAAUCGACUACUUCUGCAAUGGAGUAUGGAUUUGGAUUGGCAGGAGUUCGCAUAAACAGAACCGAGCAGAGGCGAUGCGUCAUGUACGGGGUUAUGUAAUUAAGAAAGGUUAUCCUGCGUCCACACCGGUCGCACGUGUCAUCGACGGUCUUGAACCAGCCGAAUUUACCAGUUUGUUUCCAAGCUGGAUCAGCGCGGAUGUUAACGGAAACUCCAUAAAAGGAUUGUCGGAAAAAUUCGAUGCUCUCACACUAAUACAGCGUCCCAAGCUGGCCGCGCAGAUACAGUUGAUGGACGAUGGAACGGGUGAUGCUACCGUGUAUCAGAUCGGAAUUGAUGACGUGAAAGAAGUUCCGAAGAAAUAUGCCAAAACGUUCUACUCGGGUCAGUGUUACAUUGUUCACUAUCAGUUGUCUUGCACUUCGGAGAAUAACAUCUCUUCGUUGGGAAGUUCCAUAAAGAACGUUGUCUAUCUGUGGAUCGGAUCUAAUUCUUCCAUGGAGUACCGCCAAACGGGAGAGGCGUUUCUAGCAGAAAUGUGCAAUCAUUUGAAGAAGAAUGUAGUUCAGCUUAGAAUCAGUGAUGGGAUGGAACCGCCACAUUUCUUGCAGAUUUUCAAAGGUGGUCUAAUAGUUUUUAAUGCCAAGAGUCCUGCCGUAGAGGGAAACAUGAACAUCCGGAAGUAUCCAAGCAGCUUUGUACUGAAGGUAGUAGGCAACUCUACGUUCACAUGUAAAGCUGUCCAGGUUUCGAGUAAGACCUUAUAUUACCCGGAAGAUUGCUAUAUAUUGAAAGCUCCCGAUAAUGAAAUAUGGAUUUGGUGUGGGCAGUAUUCCACCGGAGACUCGAGAGAGAUGGCAAAAUCGAUUGCUUCCAUCUUAGGAGAGUACAACCUAGUGAUGGAGUCGAAUGAGACAGACGAGUUUUUCAAUUCAGUAGGGGAGAAAUUCUUGAAGCAGUUGAGAAAAACUCAUGGAAACAUUGUGACCCCUACUAUGAACGUAUCUUCAACCUGGGAACGGCAGAGGAUCGGGUUGUACAUGUGUUCUUUGGAGCAGGAGAAAUAUGUACUGAGUAAGAUCUUUGGAUUCAAUCAAAAGGACCUAAGGCCGGAGAACAUUUUUUUGCUUGAUGCUGGGAAUAUCGUCUACGUCUGGAUCGGUGAAUAUGUUGCUCCCGAUGACCGACUCCAGUGCUGGGAUCUAGCUAAGUACUUAAUUUCGACGCAUCCCGUCCAGAGGGAUGCUAAUAUGCCCAUCGCUGUAAUCCGUCAGGGCGAAGAACCAAUAACUUUUGUUGGAUUUUUCGAUAUUUGGGAUAAAAAGUAUUAUGAGAAUUACAUUCCAUUCGAUAAAAUCCGUGCUGAGCUGGAAACACCCGGAGUGCCGGUUCCCGUUCCCCGUGGAUCAGUCAACAGUGAGAGUGCCACUGGGGAUGACUUCGAUCGCUAUCAGAAGUACCCCUUGGAUAUGCUGCGCGGUGACCCAUCAAAUCUACCGGCCAGUAUCAAUCCUACCCGUAAGGAGGUGCACCUAACACAUGACGAUUUUGUGACCGUAUUCAAGAUGCCUUAUCAUGACUUUGAGGAACUGCCCAAAUGGAAGCAGGUUGAGCUGAAGAAGCAGAAAAAAUUAUUCUAA